Cheilinus undulatus (humphead wrasse) is the source of this 9340-nucleotide messenger RNA. RefSeq names its product CDK5 regulatory subunit associated protein 2 (gene cdk5rap2). The record is from RefSeq and is a predicted model, not a curated record. NCBI's taxonomy places the organism in Eukaryota, Metazoa, Chordata, Actinopteri, Labriformes, Labridae. The transcript has 52 exons. Bases 121 to 9102 code for a protein of 2993 amino acids. Gene Ontology annotation, cellular component: microtubule organizing center.
CAUAUCGCGAUGGCGGUAGCCUGGAGUAUUUUGAAUUCCGUUGUGUGAAGUUUGUACAACGUCUUGUUUGUAAAAUGUCUUUUUAUUCCGUGGAUAACAGGCAAUAAUUUAACCACUACCAUGGAUUCCGUCGUGGGAGACGACGUGACGCUGCCCGUGGACAUAAACGGAAGCUGCAGACUGCCAGACUCCAUGAAUCCUGGAGAUUUUUCAACUGACAGCAUGACAGCUCUGUCCUUUCCUGAGAAGAUGUCCCCAAGCAAAGCUCUCACCAUGAAGGACUAUGAGAACCAAAUCACCGCUCUGAAGAAGGAGAACUUCAACCUGAAGCUGCGCAUUUACUUCAUGGAGGAGCGCAUGCAGCAGAAAUGUGACGACUCCACUGAGGACAUUUUCAAAACGAACAUUGAGCUGAAGGUAGAGUUGGAGUCCAUGAAGAGAGAGUUGGCAGAGAAACAGGAACUACUCGUGUCUGCAUCAAAAGCGUUGGAGAGUCUGGCUGGCCGGGAUUCAGGGGAACCUCAGCGUGCGAGAGAGCAAGCUCAGAAAGACAUGGACGCAUUACGGGAUGCUUUCGGCAAGAGGAUAGCUGACCUGGAACAAUGUCUACGAACAGCAGAGGAAGAGGUUGAAAAAAUGGCAGCCAUCGCUGAACAGGAAAAGCUAAAGAAUAUUAACAUGGAGCGGCAGCUUCAAGCACUGGGUCCUCAGAGCACCUUCACACCUGCCACCAGCCCUGUCCAAGAACUGCAGCAGGCCCUGCAGGAGAAAGACAAUAUCAUAGAGCAGCUCACCCACACUGUAAAGAACCAGGAGGCUCUGAUCCAGCAGAAGGAAAAUGCUGACCAAGAGAGAGAUGCACCUUCAACUGAUUCUUUUAAACAGCUUUCUGAUCUCAUCGCCAAGAAAGAUCAGGAACUUGAGGUGCUCAAGACUGAGUUACAACGAGAAAAGGACCAAACGAAUCCAGAUCAUCAGAGGCAGAGUGACUUUAGCAGAUUGGAGUCCUCUCAUACGCUUCUGACCGAAGAGAUCACCAAAGCAAAAAGCGCCAUAGAGAACCUGAACAAAAUGUUGGAGGAAACCCAAAAUGAAAACAAGAACCUGUUAGGAAAGUUGGAGGAAAAGGAGAAUGAACUGAACUCUGAGAAGAAAAAUGCUCUGAAACGGGACAAAACCAUCCAGGGGCUCACUCAGGUGCUUAGAGAAAAGGAGAAAGAGAUUGCUGAGCUGUGUCAUGACAUUGAAGACCGGGAUGAUGCUUUGGCCAAGGCAAGAGAGGCAGCACACAAAGCCCAGCUGCAGAAAUACCAGGGAGCAGAGGAGCACCAAAACCUUUUAAUGGAAAAACAAACAGAGCUGGCCCAACUCCAGGGAGAGCAUCAUGCCAAGGUUCUUGAGUCCCAGAAGCUUCAGCGUGGCCUGGAAAGGAAGGAUCAAGAGCUUGCUGACUUGCAGCAGGCAAAGGAGCAGCUGGAGGUGGAACUGGAGGACCUGCAACAGCAGAAGAAGAAGGGGGACAAGGCCCUGAAUGAUCUGAAUAAUCAGCUCAAAAAACUGAGUGGUGAGAUCGGGGAGAGGGAGAGUGCUCUGGAGCAGCAGUAUCAGGAGCAGCUGGAUCAAACCAAAAGAAAACUUCAGUCCCAUGAGUCCACAAUCCAGCGGCUUACAUCCACUUUGGCUGAUAAGGAGCAGCAGCUGCAGGAGUACAUAAACAUGGUCAGAGACCUUGAACAAAGCAAAAGCAUGGAAGGGACUGGUAACGUGCUCUCCAAGCUGCGGCAACGACUGAAAGAGAAGGAGAAAGCUCUGGAGCAAGCGCUUGAUGAGAAGUUUGCUGCCAUUGAGGAGAAAGACAACGAGAUCCACCAGCUGCAGCUGUCUCUCAGAGAGAAGGAAAGAGACCUGGAUAGGCUCAAUAACUUGCUGUCUCACAAUGAGGACACCAUCAAUAGUUUUGACAGUCUGAUUAAAGAGAAAGAUAUAGAGUUGCAGCAUCUUGCAAACACCCUAAAAAACCUGCAGAGAUCCAAACAGGAUGUAGAAGAUAACCUUAACAGAUCACUGAGGGAGAAAGACUCCAUCAUUAGCCAGCUGCAGCUUUCCCUGGAGGGCAAGACGAAGGAUAUGGAGGAAAUGGCUAACUCACUGCUAAGCCAGUCCCAGACUCAUGCACAUGACCUUGCUGAACAGAUGGGCCAGAGGUUAAAGGUCACUGAAGCUAUGCUUGCAGAAGCUCAGAAAGCCAGAGAAAGACUGAUUGCUGACAACGAGAGUGCCGUGGAGGGACUUUUGGCUACAAUAAGCAGCAAAGACAAACUUCUCAAGGAGUCUGCAGAGCACCACAACCGCAUGCUGUCCGAACGCACACAAGAGAUUCAGGAACUGAGGAAGCAGCUGUCUGAAGCUCAGCAGCAGCUCGCAAAUGCUGAGAAGCAAAGCUCCUCAACAGCCCAGGAGGGUUAUUUAGAGACUGCAGAGCUGAGAGCACUGCUUGCUGACAAAGACAGCCUCAUCAACAAGCUGCUACAGCGUGGUCAGGAGAGGGAUCAGUAUCUGGCAGAGAUGAGGCAGAAGGGAGAACCCGAUCGUGUACUGGAGCUUCGACAAACUAUCCAGAUAAUGCAGGAGAAGUUGGAAGAAAAAGAAGCUGAGCUGUCCCGGAGGAACAGCGAGGAUAACACGGAGAACAUUCCUCUCCCAAAGAAGACUGUUGUUGUUCUGAAGAAGGAGCUUGCACAGAAAACUGAGGCACUUAACAAAGCACUGAAGAGGGAGAAUGAGCUUAAGAUGUCUUUAGCUGAGCUACAGUCAUUGCUGUCUGAGCGGGAGGGUCAAAGUGAAGGUCAGGCUGCUAAUAUUGAAUCCCUGACUGCCACUCUGAAGACCAAAGAUGAGAUUAUCAAUGCUCUCCACCAACGCCUCGAUCAGAGAGGAGAUAGUCGGGCUGAUCAUACCCAGGAUCAGGUCAUCAGCUCUGGCAUGGAGAGAUCUCUCCCUGGGCUCCCUCAGAGAGAAAGAACCAUGAUUGGUGGAGACAGCCAGCAAGAGGCAUUCCCCAACCUCAUAGCUCUGCAGCAGGAGCAUAAUGCGCUGAACAAAGCCUUGAGGGCUGAACAGCAGCUCUACUCCAGCCUGGUCAGGACUGUAAAGGAGCAGGACAGCGCUCAGCGUCUCCAUGCUCUUCAGCUGGAGCUCACUGCUGUGCAGCUCCUCAGGCAGCAGCUGGAGGAGAGCAUCAGAACUAAUGAGGAGCUAAGGGACGACUUGGAGAGAGAGUUGCACAGAGCCAAAGUCAGAGAAGGUAUAGACCUGAGUGAUCCUAAAGAACUGGAGAGCAUGAGACAUCAGCUGGAGGACGCACAGCGCUGGAACGCCUCUCUGCAGGCUCGCUUAGGAGCUAUACAGAACCGCGGAGGAGGCGUUGGUGGGACGAACGAUGGUGGUGACACUUUAAGUUUCAUUGGAGAUCAGACGUCCUACAUGAGUAUCUGUGUGAGUGAAGGGCAUGAUGACAGCUUGUCUCAGCUCUCUGCGCAGCAGCUCAGGGAAAAGGUGCUGGAGCUGCAGGACUCUCUGAACAGACUGCAAGCUUUAAACAAUGAGCUGCAAAACCGACCAUCAGCACUGGACAAGUCAGACUACCACAAGGAAGACAAAGACGUGGUCAGCAAUAGUUCAUGGAAACAGCAGUGUGAGAAGACGCGAGAGACGCGGCCUGUGGCUCACAGUAGGAAGACGCAUCAUCCUGGUACAGAUAAGGAGAGUCAGACGGACAUCAGACUAGGACAGAUGGUGUCUGAAAAGCUGUUGGAUAGUAUGAGUAUGGACAACAGCCAGACUAGAGAGCGUGCUCGGUCUGACAAGGACACCUUGGACACUGGAGGCAAAGAUUCAAGACAGAAGAACAAAGAUGAAAGGGCACUUACUUCCCUGCUGGCUGACAGUGGUUUCACAUCUGUCUCACACCUUAGAGAGGAGCUGCACAGACUCAGAUCAGAAAAUGCAGAGCUGCGGGGUCUCCUCAAAGAACACAAAUCCACUGAGAGUAAAGAGAAAGAGAGCAGAGAUGCUUCGGGGAACAGCAGUGACGGACAGAGCGAGUUGAGAAGGAGUGUUGAGAGCCUGCAAGCUGAGACAGAAGGUCACUCUAAGGUCGUGAAUCUGCCAGCAGAAGAGGAAGACGGGAAGUCUUACAGGAUGUCAGAUGGGGAGAGAUCUGUCAGCACCACAGAGGAGAGGAAGAAUCUACAAACUAAAGGCCAAACGCAGAGCAAGAGUGUGAAGCAGCAUGCCACAAAACAUGGGGCUGGGGUUAAAUCUCGUCUCCCCGUCCCUGUGAGGCUGAAAGUGGAGGCCAGUAGCAGCAGUCAGUCUGUGAGCUCUGAUCAUCCCAACAUGGACGCACUUAAACAUCUUCAUAUGGUGGAAGCAUGUGGGUCUGAGCAGCUGCUGCACACAGACUCUGAGUCUUCCUCACGUGAAAACACACACGUCAGCAGCCAAGUGGAGACAGAAAACAGCUCGGAAACGGGGACAACCAUGGAUCCCACCCGAGCCAACUCUGCUCUUCUCACUCAGGUGGAGCUGCUCCACCAUGAGUGUCAGGAGAAGGAGGCUCUGAUCAAAAAACUCAGCGAGCAGCUAGCCCAGUGGGAAGAGCUGGAUGCUCAGCUCCAGGAAAAGGACUCACUCAAUCGCCAGUACAUUGAGGCCUUACAAGCUGCAGAAUCUACUAUUGCUUACCUGACUGCCUGCAGUCUGGACAGUCAGGGAGGCUUCGGGAAACACACUGCUGGCUCAUGCACAAGGUCUGGGUCCGUGGGUUCAGAAGGAGCCCUGCUCAGCAGAUGUAUGGAGCUACAAACAGCAUUAGGGGAGAAAGAGGAGCUUAACAAAAAGCUUAUUGAUCUCCUGAACAUAGCAGAAAAAGCCAUUGCUGCCACUGAGGGACAAGAAAAGAGUAGACAAAAUAGUGAUUUAUGUUUAGAGAUCGACACAGCCUUGCAGCAGGCAAAGGCUUCUUCAAGCAGACAGAGUCUGAGAGGUGCUUUUGGACACACAGGUGACUCUAUGCAAGAGCUUCAACGGCAUGCAGACUCUUUGCAGGAGGCUCUGUGGGAGCAGAACAGACUUAACACAGAGCUGCAGGAAAAACUAAGAGCUCAGGACGCUGCCUCUAAAUACAGCUCCCACAGUAGCAGUGCAAACCAGAAUGCACAAUCACUUAAAGAAAGUGAGCCAAAGAAAAACUCAGGUGAUGUCGGGUUAGAUCCUGAGAUGACUAAAGCUGUUUUAAACUGCCUUACUGCUGCAGAGACUACUGUCGCCUCUCUGGCAGCACACUGUACAAACACCAGCUCCUUAGCCUCUGGUAGAUCCUCACAGACCAGCUCUAACCUGCAGAGAAAUUUAGAGAACCUUCAGAAAGCCCUGCAAAAGAAGAAGGACCUGAGUGAAGCAUCUCAGCCGCCUUUAAAAUCCAGCAGCAAUCAGUCAGCUGCUUCUUCUGGAACAAAUGGGGAGCAUCAGCAAGACCUGCACAAUAACAUCCGCCUCCUCUACAAGAUUCUCUGUGAUCAAUAUCAGAGAAUUUCUGAGCUCCAGGCCUCCCUCCAAGAAGACAAGGGCCAUAAAGAGGAGAUCAAGAUCCAUGGGACAUUGCAAGAUGUUAAAGGAUUACCCCCACAUGUACAGCUCCAGCUGGAGGCUCUCCACAAGGCGCUGAGGGAGAAGAAGAAAGCGUGUAAGAGCUUGGAAGAGAAACUGGCCACUGCACUUUCAAACACACCCUCCCCUGAAACUGCACGGAGAGCUCUGGAGCAGGAUGACAAAAGCGUGCAGGUGGAUUUGCAGGACCUGGGUUACGAAACCAGUGGCAAGAGUGAGAACGAUAGGGAAGAGAGCAGUAGCACAGAUCUAGAGGUCGGUGUGAAGCCCAGCUGCAGUGCCUCAAGCUUGCCUUCUCUGUUGAAACACGAGCAGGCUAACUUCUCCUCUAUGGACAACUUGGAUUCCACCUCCAGCACUCCGUACCCCAGUUCUCCAGCUUACAGCUCAGCCAAGGUCAGUCUGAAAGGCCUUCAGAGCUACGACGAGUACGGCAUGUCUGAGGACCCUCACCAGCUUCAGGGUCAAGUCAAAGAGCUCAAGGCCCAGCUGGAAAACCAGACCAAACUCAUCCUGCAGAUGCAAAGUCUACUGCGUAGGAACUCUAUCUGUAGUGAUCAAGUUGCCAACUCUUCAGAUGCACCAGCUGUCAGGAGUCACGUGGGGUCGCCUGGAGAGGACCAUAGCCAGAAUAUGGGCUCUAAAAGUGUUCAACGAGGGGAGAAAAAGGAGGGGGAGCACCAGGCGAUGAAGGAUAAAACCAGUCAUCUAAAUGUGGACGUGGAAGGAGAGAAGACACCGAACAGAAGACUGAGUGAUCAGCUGCAGCAAACCCGAAGCCGCUCCACCUCCCCUGCAAGACUGGACUCCCUGGUGCAGUCCCAGGCCCGGGAGCUGUCACAACUGAGGCAGCAAAUCAAGGAGAGCCGCCGGCUGGGAGCCCUGCAGCGCCGGCAGCUGGAGGAGCUGAACAAGGCCUUCAAGGAGCUGCUGCAGGCCAACAAAGUCGAUUAUUACAUGGGGGAGGUGGUGAAAGAGCAGUUGGACAAGAGCCUGGGCAUUCUGGACAGACUGGAGGGAAGGCUUGACAAAGAAGACUCUCAUCAGAAUAACGAGGAUAUGGCGGCUCUUGAGCUGUCACGCAGUCUUUUGGAGCUCCAGCAUGGCUCGCAGCCACCGCUGUCUUUUGAGGACAGCAUGAGCCGUCCUGCUGACAGCACAGCUAGAAUCCAGCAGGAGAUAGAUGACCUACGUAUGGAGCUAGAGGGCGAGAGAGAGCUGCUGCAGCAGCACAUCAGUCUCCUCGUCCAGCACAACCUCAGCCUGGCUGAGUGCACCAGGGAGCAGCUGGACCUGCUGGCUAAAGAGCUGCAGGAGAAGAACCGUGUGAUUCAGAGUCUGCAGAGUCAGUUGAGAGUCCAAAGUUCCAGCAGCCACCACAGCUCCCACUCUGACCUGUACCACCUAGACAGAAACUCCUCGUCCUCCUGCUACAGCAGCCCGGCCAGACAGGGUGGCAACCAAGCCCACAGUCAGCAUCCUCCCACCGAUUGGACAGGAGCAGCUGUCCCUCCUCCUGUAGGCGGGUCACAGGAGGACGGAGGGGUGUCGGCUCAUAGCGUACUGCAGGGCCUGCAGAGGGAGAACGGGCGACUGCAGGAGCAGCUCAGGGACAGCGAGGAGCUCAACGCCACCCUGCGUAGUGAACUGGACCUGCACCGCUCCAUCAUGGCUCAGAGCAGCUCUCAUCAUCAGGGGAAGGAUUACAAUCCUGACCAGGGGGCAUCCGGACCUCAGACCGAAACACUCAGCAGAGGUGUGGACGUCGGCUCGCAGAAGACCGAUGGCGAGCAGCCACGUGCAAUGAAUUCAGACUUGCUUGCAGAACAUCUGCAGGAGAUCCGAGCUCUACGGCAGCGCCUGGAGGAGAGCAUUCGCACCAACGACCGUCUCAGAGAGCAGCUGGAGAAGAGACUGGCUGAGGUGGAGAAAGAUCCAGCAGCCACCAACAUCUUCAUCCAGGGCAACGAAGAGCAGGGUCAGUUGGCCAAUGAAGUGCGAUUUCUCUGGGGACAAAACCAAGCCCUGAAGGAGCAGCUCAACAUGGGCUCCAGAGAUAAACAGAAAGAGAACGAAAGGCUGCGGGAGACUCUGGCCAGGCGAACAGCCAAACUGGAGCAGAGCAGGAAGGAGUGUGAAGCUCUGAGGCAGGAGAACGGCCGUCUGCAGGAGAGGCUGGAGCUCAGCAGCCAGGAAAACUCCACGCUGCAGGAUUCACUGCACUACACAAAGGAGGAGCUGCACAGGCUGCAGGUUGAGGUGAAGCUGCAGAGGCAGCAGCUGUCGGACUCCCAGCAUCUCCUGCAAUCUCUGCGGGUGGAACUGCAAGUUUACGAGAAGAUCAAGACUGAAUCUCAAAAACACAGCGCAGAAUCCAACAAGCCCCCACACGAUCCCGUCCCCAUCCCUCCCUCCUCCGGCUCAGUGGAUCUGAGCGAGCUGCUGCAGGAGAUCCGACACCUGCGCCUGCAGCUGGAGAGGAGCAUCCAGACCAACACGGCUCUGAGACAGAGACUGGAGGAGCAGCUGCUCCGCGGACCCAACCGCUCUGAGACCAUCAACAUCAACUACCUGCUGUCCUCACCGGAUGAAGGAGGAAGAUCACCAGGACGGGACGGUUGUGAAACGCAGCGUCACUUAUUUCAGAGUCAGAACGAACACACAGACGAGGGACUUCGUGGUCACUCAGACGGCUCACUCAGCAGCAGCUCCGGCGACAGCGUCUCCGGUGCUCCCUCUCGUCUGGUGCCGGGUCACCGCAUGUGGGCCAACCGCAACGGCCGCCAUAUUCUGGGUCUGAUCGAGGACUACAACGCCCUCCGUAAGCAGAUAUCAGAAGGACGCAAGCUAUCACGCAGCAUGGAUGCACAACUGCAGGAGUGUUUGCACACAGUCAGACAGCAGGGAGCUGACAACAAGGUGAUAGAGCAGCAGCAUCUAAAGAGUCUGUCGGGCAGUGUGAACACCAUGCAGCAGGUGUUGGAGGAGGCUGGUCGACUGCUCAAACUGGUGUGGAGAGUCUCUUUACCAGCUGGAAACAUGGCUGGAGACGGCAGCAACAACCAGCAGGAUGAGCUGCUGAAAAACGAGAUAGCCAGACUGAAGAGCAGACUGUCCCAGCAGGAGAGGAUGCUGAGUGGAGCUGUGAAACGUCUGCGGACGACCAACCAGCUCAAAGAGGGAAUGGAGAGAGUCAUCAUCGACCAGCUGUGUCUGACCCACGGAGUUUUAAAGAAAGCCCGAGGGAAUUUAGAGACAAAUUACUGCUCCAUCUUUGGCCUGAAAGGUCGGUCUGGAGACGAAGGAGGUGCCGGUCACUGGCCACUAGGGGGCACUGAAGACGAGCAGAGAAACGUCCCUGUAUCGGGCCAGCCUGCAGACCAGCGCUCUGAUUCGUCCAAUAGUGACGCCUCUCUGCGCUGCAGCUACUGAACAUGCUGCUCCUGAACGUCCAUCAGGCCUUAUUCAUCCUGCUGUACAACCGUCACCUUAUUCCCCUGAUAUCGAAGCCUUUUUGUACCUUAAUUGCACAUGACUUGCCUAUAAUUAGAUUUAUUUUAGGUACUGAAGAUGUAAAAAGUUUCUUUUAAAAAGCCUUUGUAUAUAACGAGUCCUGCAUGUGAAAUAUUUCCUUUUGUUUUUUAUGCCUAUAAGAACAUGAAAAUGUAUU